Pelagomonas calceolata is the source of this 2142-nucleotide messenger RNA. NCBI's taxonomy places the organism in Eukaryota, Pelagophyceae, Pelagomonadales, Pelagomonadaceae. The record is from the annotation of a GenBank genome assembly.
CUCUUGCAGAGUUCUAAGCCUUCGUGUGCUCCUCACAGCCACACCACUGCAUACGGUGCUGUGGAAAUCUGUGAGUGCGGAGCUCGUCCAUCGCUGCGGCGGCUGUGCGAGUCUCAAGCAACAAGAGUACGCGCAGCGCGAGCAAAGCAGCGACAGCCAGACCAGCCAAAGAUGGCGGCAGAAGCGGCAAAAGCAGAAGGCAACAAGGCUCUCCAAGCCAAGAACUACGACGAAGCAGUCAAGAAGUACACGGAAGCCAUCGCCUUCGACGCGACGCAGCACACGUAUUUCAGUAAUCGCGCCGCGGCCUACAUGCAACUGAAGGAUUAUGAAAGAGCCUUACAGGACGCCGAGUCGUGCAUCAAGCUGAACCCGACCUGGGCCAAGGGUUAUAGUAGGAAGGGCGCCGCCCUGCACGCGAUGAAGAAGUACGACCAGGCCGACGCCGCGUACCACGAGGGCUUGGCCGUGGCGCCCGGCGACGCCUCCCUGAAACAAGGCGUCGUAGAUGUGAACAAGGCGAAAGGAGUGCAGCAGUCUCAACAAAACAACCCCAUGGCUCAAGCGUUCGGUCCCAACCUCAUCGCGAAGAUCGCCCAGGACCCGAACUUGCGACAUAAAUUAGGAGACGAGCAGUUCAUGAUGAAGCUCAAAUUGCUGCAGUCGAACCCGCAGCAGAUGAUGUCUACCAUGUUCCAGGACCCGGACAUGUUUGUAUGCAGCGUCUGUCAUAUCUACUGGUGUCGCGUCGCGGCGAUGGCGUCGCGUGAGAGCGAUGCGUCUGCGUCUCGUGUUUGCGGCGUCGCGGCGAUGGCGUGCGGUGGGCGCGUCUACGCGUCGACGGCGUCGAUCGGUGGCGCGCCGUCGCAUCCGCGGCGUCGACGGCGCCGCCGCCGCGGCACGCGCGACGCUGACUCGUGAUCGGGCGGGAGAGCGUACGCCAUCGACGCGGGAAACUCACUCGCACGAACGCAGGUCCCAGGUCAUGAGCUUAGCCCUCGGCAUCAACCUCCAGCAGCCGGGAAGCGCGCAGGACGCCGGCACCGCGCCGCCGCCCCCCCAACCGCCGAAGAAGGAACCCGAGCCGGAACCGGAACCGGAAAUAGAGAGAACUCCAGAAGAACAAAAAGCCUACGACCAGAAGCAGCUCGCGUUAGCCCACAAGGCCAAGGGCAACGCCGCGUAUAAGAAGCGCGACUUCGACGCGGCUCUCAAGCAUUAUGAUGAUGCGAUCGCCGCGGAUCCCGGAGAUGUGACCUAUAGAAACAACAAGUGCGCCGUCCACUUCGAGAAGAAGGACUACGAGAGCGUCUUGUCGGAGGGUCGGGAAGCCAUCAAGGUCGGUAGGGAACACCGGGCGGACUACGAGCUCGUACACAAGAUCUACGUGCGGAUGGGCAAGGCAAAAAUGAAGCAAGGUGAUUUGGAGGGAGCGUUGGAGGAGUUCAACAACGCCCAGGUCGAGCACCGAGACAAGGCCACGGAGCGACUCGUGAAAAACCUGGAGAUGGACAUCAAGAAGAAGAAGCGCGAGGCGUACAUCGACCCGGCGAAGGCUCUUGAGGAAAAGGAGAAGGGCAAUGUCAAAUUCCGGGAGGGCAAGUUCUCCGAGUCGGUCCCGUUCUACGAGGAGGCCAUGAAGCGGGACCCGAAGAAUCCCGCCUACCCCAACAACUUGGCCGCGGCGUUGACGAAGCUCGGGAACUUUGCCGCGGCGAAGCAGGCCUGUGAAAAGGCCCUGGAGCUGGAUGAAAAGUACGUGAAAGCCAUCGCCAAGAAGGGCGACCUCGAGAUGCUCAUGAAGGAGUACCACAAGGCCAUCGAAACAUAUAAAAAAGGUUUAACUAUUGAGCCGGCGAACGCGGCGUGCAAGCAGGGCCUCCAACGGGUCCAGACGGCCAUCUACAACGAAGGAGGAGAUAAAGGAAGGGCGGAGCAGGCCAUGAAGGACCCGGAGAUCCAGGCCAUCCUCCAGGAUCCCAUGGUCCGCCAGGUCAUCCAGGACCUGUCGGGCGGCAACGGGGCGGCCGGUCAACAGGCGAUGAACGACCCGGUCAUGCGGGGCAAGAUCGAGAAGCUGAUCGCGUCGGGCGUGCUGCAGACGAAGUAGGAGUGCCCCUUUUUCUAACUAUUGAUGACUUC